UCACACUGCUAAGCAUAUGUUCAAGUCUCAAAGUUUUGCGGAGAAUAUGUCAGCGGCGCGUCGGUAAAAAUAGCAAUUGCUGUCGUUAGGCGAGUUCUCGUUGAUGUGCCGUGGGAAAAGCCAAUUCCCCGCCCCCAGUGCGGCCCCGAAAAGAGUGUCCCAAUGUGCGAAGCGGCCCCGGCCGAGCCGAUAGCCAGUGACGAAAGAGCAUAGUAAAUCAAAGUUCAAGACGCCGCAGCAAUUACAAUGAGUGUCUCGCGGGGCGGCAGCACAACGCUCGACCUGCAGCCGCUGCUGGACGGUAGUCAGCGCGAUGACGACGAGCCGGAAGCCGCGUUAGCCGGUGGCGGGGCGCAGCUAAACGGCUCCGGAUCCAAGGAAUUGAGCCACCGGGAGCGCGAGGAUUCGGCUGUGUUUGUUAAGAAGAUUGGCAGCGCCCUCUUCUACGGCAUCUCCUCGUUCAUGAUCACGGUGGUGAACAAGACGGUGCUCACCUCGUAUCACUUUCCCUCGUUCCUGUUCCUCAGCCUGGGCCAGCUCACCGCCAGCAUCGUGGUGCUGGACAUGGGCAAGCGGCUGAAGCUUGUCUCCUACCCGCCGCUGCAACGGAAUACCUUCGCCAAGAUCUUCCCGCUGCCGCUCAUCUUCCUGGGCAACAUGAUAUUCGGCCUGGGCGGCACCCAGUCGCUGAGUCUGCCCAUGUUUGCGGCCCUGCGGCGGUUCUCCAUCCUGAUGACCAUGCUGCUGGAGCUGAAGAUACUUGGUCUGCGUCCAUCGACGGCGGUCCAGGUCAGCGUGUACGCCAUGAUCGGCGGCGCCCUUUUGGCCGCCUCCGACGACUUGUCGUUCAACAUGCGCGGCUACAUCUACGUGAUGAUCACCAAUGCGAUGACGGCCUCGAACGGGGUGUAUGUGAAAAAGAAGCUGGAUACCUCUGAGAUCGGGAAGUACGGCCUGAUGUACUACAACUCGCUGUUUAUGUUCCUGCCGGCACUGCUCCUGAACUACGUCAGCGGGGAUCUGGAGCAGGCGCUGAACUACUCGCAGUGGAACGACCCCGUGUUCGUGCUUCAGUUCCUGCUCAGCUGCGUGAUGGGUUUCAUCUUGUCAUACAGCACCAUCCUGUGCACGCAGUUCAACUCUGCGCUGACUACCACCAUUGUGGGUUGCCUAAAGAACAUAUGCGUGACGUAUCUGGGGAUGUUCAUCGGCGGCGACUACGUCUUCUCGUGGCUUAACUGCAUCGGGAUCAACAUCAGCGUGCUGGCUAGUCUGCUCUACACAUACGUCACCUUCCGGCGGAAGCGGGCGCCCGAUAAGCAGGCCCACUUGCCCAGCAGCACUCGCGGCGAGAAUGUCUAGCUUCGCACUGUCUUAGCUCAAGCACAAGCCAAAGCCAUACGAUAUGUUUAGAGUAUUCCGUACACCGUAUUCCGUGCGUAUUCGAUUUCCUAUAGGCACACAGGCACCCACAGCGCGUCGUCUCUGUACAUAAGUAUCUAUAAGUGUGCAAUUUAGCAAAUAUGUAAUUUUAAUCGCUUUGUAUAUUGUCCGCAUGCAACUGUUUCCUGCAUCGAAAGUGUCAUAAGUAAUAGAAAUACACAGACAUCCAGCUCCUCCUUGGGACGAAAUAGACGAGAUAACCGAUUA
Drosophila kikkawai is the source of this 1650-nucleotide messenger RNA. It is a transcript of the gene frc, whose product is annotated as fringe connection. Gene Ontology annotation, cellular component: Golgi apparatus. NCBI's taxonomy places the organism in Eukaryota, Metazoa, Arthropoda, Insecta, Diptera, Drosophilidae. Gene Ontology annotation, molecular function: antiporter activity; UDP-glucuronate transmembrane transporter activity; UDP-N-acetylglucosamine transmembrane transporter activity. The record is from RefSeq and is a predicted model, not a curated record.